AUGGUCUCACCAAAAAUUAACUUUAACACGAAGCAUUUGGGAAAAGGCGAUCCUUUACCACCUUGGAGCGGAAAGUUGCGAGUCUAUAACAUGCGUUUAUGUCCCUUUGCACAGAGAACAAUAUUAACGUUAAACGCAAAGCAAAUCGAUUACGAAGUGAUAAAUAUUGAUCUCGUUAAUAAACCAGAAUGGUUGCCGACAAAAAGUAUAUUCGGUAAAGUACCUACAAUUGAGGUGGAAGAUGGAGUAUGUAUCUGCGAAAGUCUUAUCAUCGCAGAGUACUUAGAGGAGGUAUACCCCGAAAUACCUUUAAUUUCAAAGGAUCCAAUAAAGAAAGCGUAUGAAAAAAUAAUUAUUGAAGCUUCCGAGCCUAUAUUUGUAAUGUAUUUCAAAGUUAUGAGAACGCCCGAUACGAUCAACGAUGAAACGUUAAUGAGUUAUCACAAAGCUCUUACAUUUUUCGAGGGACAGUUAAGGAAUCGUGGCACAAGAUUUCUCGGCGGCGAAAAGCCUGGAUUCGCAGACUACAUGAUCUGGCCGUGGUUCGAGAGAAUUCAAUCGAUGAACGAUGAAAAACUCAAAAUUAAAUCCGCAAAAUUCGACUUACUGGUUGCCUACAUAGAAAACAUGUACAAGGAUCCCGCCGUCAGUCAAUACCUACUACCUAAAGAUGUCAUGGAUAAAUUACACGCCGAAUAUAAGACAGGGAAGUUCGAAGUACAAUCGAUUGAAGAUCUGUUGUAA
Molecule: messenger RNA, 744 nt
Organism: Bombyx mori (domestic silkworm)
Lineage: Eukaryota; Metazoa; Arthropoda; Insecta; Lepidoptera; Bombycidae
Gene: GSTo4
Product: glutathione S-transferase omega 4
Exons: 5
Coding region: 1-744 (247 amino acids)
Biological process (GO): glutathione metabolic process
Cellular component (GO): cytoplasm
Molecular function (GO): glutathione dehydrogenase (ascorbate) activity; glutathione transferase activity
Source: RefSeq, marked provisional